Messenger RNA from Botrytis sinoallii, 624 nucleotides. RefSeq lists its product as uncharacterized. The transcript has 2 exons. Gene Ontology annotation, molecular function: protein heterodimerization activity. Lineage: Eukaryota; Fungi; Ascomycota; Leotiomycetes; Helotiales; Sclerotiniaceae. Bases 1 to 624 code for a protein of 207 amino acids. The record is from RefSeq and is a predicted model, not a curated record.
AUGGCAACACCUCAAGCUCUUCAUCAUGCCCUCCUUCGACCAUGUAUUUUACAUAUCCUCCGCGCAGCCGGUUAUCACUCAACGCGAUCCUCAGUUCUUGAUACCAUAACCGAUCUAGCUGCUCGUUACAUGUACAUACUCGCACAAUCAACAGCAGCGCAUGCCGAUCUAAACCAUGCGGAUCUCGACAUAACGAUUUCAGAUGUACGAAUGGCCAUGCAAGAUUGCGGAGCUCUUAUGCCAGAGAAAGCAAUAGAAGAACAGGAAUUCUAUGGCGAAGAAGAUAUGAGAGGUGUAGAAGGAUUUAUAGCCUGGGCCAUGGGGGAAGGGAAUAAAGAGAUUAGGAGGAUUGCGUUAGCAGAUGGAGGGGAAGAUUAUCUGACUGCUCUCAAAAAGAAGCACAACACAACCGAUGAGGAUUCACGAUAUCAUGGCACGUUGUUAGGAAGACCUGCCGAACCUCGAAUAGUGAAAGUCGAGGGAGGAGAGAUUACAAGUGUGAAAGAGUGGGCAGAUCGGAUGAAACCAAUACCAAAGCAGAUUGAGGAAACACCUUCCACUAGAGAGGCAUCUUCAGCUCUGAGUUCUGUCGGGGAUCAAGUUAUGGAGAAUAUGGAGUUUUAA